Messenger RNA from Colletotrichum acutatum, 1930 nucleotides. RefSeq lists its product as uncharacterized. Bases 242 to 1741 code for a protein of 499 amino acids. The transcript has 8 exons. The record is from RefSeq and is a predicted model, not a curated record. Lineage: Eukaryota; Fungi; Ascomycota; Sordariomycetes; Glomerellales; Glomerellaceae.
CGAAUCUUGAAUCCGGGCUGUCAAGUCCGUCCGAAGCACAUGGAUUCAACAUACUUAUCUCAAGGCCAAGCUCUCUGGUUCGACUUCCGUCUAAUGCGUGCUUCCACAAGACGCCGAAAGCCGCAUUUAGGAACGAUGCCCCGAGUCUCCCGAGACGUAUAUUCGGGCUGGAUAACAUUCUUCAGAUAAACAAGACCUCGAUAGGUCCCAGUGUUCUGGUUCUUCCACGUUUCACCUAACCAUGAAGAACCACGUGCGAUGGCUCCUUGCGCUGCUACCUUGCGUAGCAGGUACCAUCCUCGGCCAAGACAGCACCAAUGCAGCAACUUCUCCCUUGGAGCUCAUGUCUCAGAUCCCUCAAUGCGCCGUCUCUUGUGUUACGACAGCAUUCUUCAGUUCAGGCUGCGGGCUGGACAACAUCGCCUCAUGUGUUUGCACCAACGUCACCCUCCUAGAUGGACUAUCCGGAUGCGUGCAAACAUCUUGUACAUGGCAAGAUCAGCUUUCAUUGUCUUAUAUGACAGAUGACCUGUGCCGUCCUUUCCCCCACCCAUCUCGAGACACCGAAAUCAAGCUGGUUGUGGCGGUGUUGGCCGUGAUAACCUUUCCAAUUGUAAUUUUGAGACUGGUAUCAAGAUGGAUCAUAGCAAGCCGCUUGGAACUUGACGACUGGAUGACCAUAGUCACCGCCGCCAUACUAGCCACCACCCUUGGUUGCGUUGUUGCGACCGCUGAUCUUGGCUUCGGGCUUCAUUACUGGAACGUGAACCCAGAAAAUGCCCAGAAGAUCCUUCAACUCUACUACGCCGUGCAAAUGCUUUACGUUGUCGUCCUGAUUUUGGCGAAGCUGUCCAUUAUUGCCCUUUUCGCUCGUGUAUUCCCCGACCGCAAGUUUCAAAUCAUCAACAAAUUGGUGUUUGUGUUCCUCGUUGGCCACGGACUGGUCUUUCUCUUUGUCAUCAUGUUCGAAUGCACGCCCAUCGCUGGAAUCUGGGACCGAACUAUUGAGCGGAAAUGCGUCAACGUCAACGCCGUUGCUAUGGCCAGCGCGAUUCUCAGCAUCGUUGAGGAUAUCGUCAUUUUUGCUAUGCCCAUCCAGCAGCUCAGCAGGCUCCAAUUGGGUUUCAAAAAGAAAAUUGCGGUUGGCUUCAUGUUGAGUCUUGGAUCAUUCGCAUGCAUCACUUCAAUUGUGCGAUUGCGCUGGCUCGUAUUGUUUGCUGAGUCUUAUGACACCACAUGGGAUAACGUCGAUGUGGUGACAUGGAGCAUGGCCGAGAUCUCGUGCGCCUUGAUGUGCGGUAGUCUUCCUGCAUUACGACCUCUUCUCAAGAAGAUACCCGGACUUCUCACGACUAUCCGAGGCACACGCCCGACGGUUGAAGUCAAGGAAACUUUUAACAGGGCAAGCAGCCGGCUUUCAUUCGGAGACAAGAAGCCUGUCGCCCCAGCUCCCGUCAUCACAUCACGACACCGAUCGGUACCAUCCCCCGAGCCCUCGCCUUCAGAGGACUCAUUCAUGAUCAAGGUUCACAUUGCGGAGCAUCUCGAUCCGAGGAUGAAGCCACUGCCACCAGCGCCAUUACAGCCGCUUAGUUACCAGCCUCCGUGGAGAGAUAGCGCCACAUUGCAGGCUCCUAGAACGCCGAUGACCCCGAUGAGCAUUAGGAGUUUCCGAAGAGAGGCAAAUGCAGAGUACGAGUUAGACUUGAGAGGGGUCGUUAAUACGAAGACCUGGAUGUAGAACGCGAACAUGACUUCGAGAUACCCAUUUGGCACAUAAGGAUAGAGGUUAAUACCCCAGUUUUGAUAUAGAAGUUACUUGAAUGACAUAGAAUAUCAACUUUAUUAGAUGCACCUACCUCAAUUGCCUUACUUAAUUGCCAACUGCUGUAGGACUGAAGCGUUGAAUGAAGCUGUGGUCUAUGACCAU